AUGGUUCAGCUCACACAAGCUUUUACCGCCGUCCUUUUGGCUACGGGUGUUGUCGCGCAUCCUGGCGGCAACACCAACAGGGAGAUCUUGAGGCGACAGGCUCAUUUGGAUCACCCGAAUCGUCGAAGUGUUCAGGCAUGUAAGCGGGAUCUCGUCGAGACCGGAUGGGUUCGUGAGCAGCACCAAAGACGUGAGGCCAGGCUUCACGAACUUCGGGUCGCAGCUGGUUUCGCAAAGGAACAUGAACUUGUCCGCCGCGACGUUGCUGAAGUUGAAGAAAGUUACGGUGCUGAGGCAGCAUGCACGCUCGACCCUGAGGCUACUGAAGGCCCUUACUGGGUUACCGGUGAGCUCGUCCGUCAGGAUAUCUUGACUGGAGAGAAGGGUGCUAUCACUCAUUUGGAUAUCAACAUCAUCGACACCUCGUCUUGCAAGCCUGUCACCGAUGCUUACGUCGAGAUGUGGGGAAGCAACGCCACUGGUGUUUACACCGGUGUUCAGGCAAAAGGUAAUGGCGAUGGCUCUGCUACUGCUAUUGCGACCAAUGCUCUUCGGGGUGUGCAGCCCACUGGUGCUAACGGCACCGCCACCUUCAUCACCUUGAUCCCAGGGCACUAUGUUGGCCGCACAAAUCAUCUCCACACCAUCAUCCACCAUGGUGCUAAGCUCCUUGCCAACAACACCAUCCAGGGCGGUACCAUCUCGCACGUUGGCCAAUUCUAUAUCGAGCAGAACUUCAUGGGUGAAGUGGAGAAGACGUCUCCCUACAACACCAACAAGCAAGCCAUUACUACCAACGCAGCAGACCCACUUUUCAACAUGGCUAAGCAAGGCGGCGAUGAUCCAGUGAUGAAGAUUUCGCUCAUUGGCAAGACCAUCGAGGACGGCCUGUAUGCUACUAUCGAUGUCGGCGUCAACCCCAAGGCGAAGCAGAACCCUCAGCCAGUCAACAUGUGGACCGCAAACGGUGGCGUACCAGUCAAGGGGAGCCCAUGGGCGGGAUACCCCGACACUUGCUUAUACUGUGGAUUCAGGCCCCCAAAGGAGAAGAAGGACGUCCUCUCCGAGGACAGCAUCCUAGCAGGUCUUGUCUCGAACGACACCUCGCCUGCAUCUGCUGCGGAAGCAAUCCUGGACUCCGUCCGCACCUCGUCGUCGAAGCCUGAAGAUGAGGGAUUUGACGUCGUACGGUUAUUGCUAGAAACAGUAGCCGAGUUCUCGGAAUCGCAUGACGCUAUCAUCAAACUUCUGUUCGCUAUCCGUGAUAUACCUCCCUCACCGAAUCCAGUUUACACGUACCUCGCCUCGAUACAUUGUGAAGACUACGAUGGCUUGUCAGGGUUAAGAUACCUUUGGAAUCCGGAAUAUAAGCAAGCGCCAACACCAACACCAACCACACCUGGAGAUAGGUGGGUCAACUAUAACGUCUUUACUGUGAAGCUGGCCAAGUCCGGAUUUGACAAUGGAUAUUUUAUCUUUGGUUUCUUUUGUCUUCGGCAGACGCUUGAGACGAGUCAUGAGUCACGGGAGUUAGAAUUUGACAAACAUCUCCGCCCAACCUCGUUCAAGCAUUUUGCCAUCAAUGCUGAAGAGCUUGUGAGCUACAACUUGAUGGCGGCUGCAAAGUGCAGCUACUAG
Alternaria burnsii is the source of this 1638-nucleotide messenger RNA. RefSeq names its product aromatic compound dioxygenase. Gene Ontology annotation, molecular function: oxidoreductase activity, acting on single donors with incorporation of molecular oxygen, incorporation of two atoms of oxygen; iron ion binding. Lineage: Eukaryota; Fungi; Ascomycota; Dothideomycetes; Pleosporales; Pleosporaceae. Bases 1 to 1638 code for a protein of 545 amino acids. The transcript has 5 exons. The record is from RefSeq and is a predicted model, not a curated record.